Molecule: messenger RNA, 7830 nt
Organism: Ectocarpus sp. CCAP 1310/34
Lineage: Eukaryota; Phaeophyceae; Ectocarpales; Ectocarpaceae
Source: the annotation of a GenBank genome assembly
AUGCCCUCAUUCGACGAGGCCGGGAAAAACAACAAUGGCGGACGCGCAGCGGCGGCACCCCCCGCGGCCGCCUACCUCUACCCGCCGGUGCCCUACGCGCGCUUCAUACGGCCGGCUGCCCUCGCCGUGUCACACUUUCAUUCGGUGCUCUCCCGCGGGGCCGCGUGGUGGGGAGGAGGGGGAGCAGGGACGAAGAAAUUUCCGCCGCCGGCGUCGUCGUCGUCGCGGAAUCGCUCGCUUGCGGGCCAUUCGGGGGGCGGCGAUGCUCCGAGCGCCGGCGGAAGGGGUCUCAUGAGCAUGGGCGAGAGUCUCGGGAAGUCCUCGUCGUCGUCCCGUCGGGUCGGUGUUGGGGGAAGGGGCGGGGGGGAGGAAGCCGCCGCGCGAGUCAUCGUCGGCAGGAAGCGAGAGCGCUCGCGACACAACGUCGUUGGUGGCCUCAGGGGCGGCGGCGCCAGCGGUGUCAGCGGCGGCGGCGCCAGCGGCGCGCUGGGGGGAGGGGUUUCUUCACUGAUGAUUUCGUUGGACGAGUUCCACGCAAACCCUCGGCUGCGCUUUCAGCUGCUGCUGAGGGAGCAGGGGAUCGUGGUGCAACUCUUCGAGGCUAUGUCGACGGACGGUAUCCUCGCGCGUCAUCUCUGGUGGGACGGCGACGCCAAGGAGAGCGCAAGCGGCUCCACCUCUAUUGCCCCUCCGGCCUUCAAGAGUACGACCCCACGCUCUGGUGCGACGCGCGUCGGAGGUACGGAUGUCGGCGGCGGCAGCAAUACGGACGAGUGGGAGAUGAGGAGGGACAGGUCGGACGCGCGGCACUGUCUGCGGCAAUUCGUUGUCCAGGCAAUGGCGCUGGCGGACUUCUUCGCCAGGGACAACCCGCGAGGAAAGGCUGUGCUUGAGAACUUCACUCCACUGCUGCGAAUGUUGAUCGGGAGCGGCCUCGGCGCGUGUGAGGUGCUGGCGACCAUCAGAAGGGACAACCCCCGAACCUACGCGGUUGUUACGCCGGCACGCAUCCAACAGAUCCUCGCGACACUGCCGGAAUCACGGGACCUCGCCAACAGCAUGCGCCUGCUGCGCAGCAUCUGCAAAGUGGGGCAUUCGCUGCUGCCCUCGAUACAGCGCCUUGUCGCGGUAACGGUGCUCGUGGGCGUCGACACGGCUGCCGCUGCUGCCGCUGGGAGGGCUGCCGGCGGAGGCAGCGAGUUCGGCAGGAGCCGCGCCUUGGGCGGCGGCGGCGGCGGCGGCGGCGGGAGCGGGCGUAAGGACAGCGAUGAAGGCGACGGUAAUGGAGAGCACGGUGUGUCCGCUGCUGCUUCGCAAGGAGGAGACGGCGGCGGCGGCGGCGGUGGCGACGAUGAAGCUAGCCGACGAGUAGGGUCAGAUUCACGGGAAGGAGUGGAAAAUCACCUUCUCAGAAACCCUCGCAGCUUGUUCAGGUACGAGCUCAUUCGGGACAUGGAUGUCACCCCCAGCGAUGUCGAUGCUUCUGGUGCUGCUGCCAGUGGUAACGACAGCGACAGCGGGAACGGUUCUGGAGGUACUCUUGCCGGCGGCGCCUCCGCCUCCCGCCCUUCAUUGACACCAUCGGCCUCGGAGAGCAGCCGCGGCAAGGCAAGCAGCAACAGUAGCCGCGUCAAAAGCCAGCGACGGAAACCAUCAUUGCCAGGCGCUUCGGGCACCAACUUCCGGUCUGCCGAUGGCACCAAUGGCAUCCGUGUGAGGCUGAAGCGGCUGGUCGCAGGGGUGUCCAUGGGGGAACAGCUUCGCCGGCGGCGUGAGAUGCUCAACGGGGAGACGCGGGUCUCCUCCGGGGAAGGCGUUAUCUUCGAGGCCGUGCAGGAGGGGAGCGGGUCGGCGUCGCGGACCGUGGUCCGGGUGCUGAGCAGGGGCGGGGCUGGGGAGCCUCCGGUGGAGGGGCCGUGGGGGGCGAGGGGAAGCGGCCGGGGUGCCGGACCUAGCUCGGCCGCCGGGGACCUGCUUGAGCUGUUCGUGGAGUCGGUGAGGCUUCUGGCAUCGCUGUGCCAGGAGCGGCACGAGGGGAACAUUGCGCUCGUGCGCUCCCUGAAGGGCACGACCUACAAGGAGCUGAUGGAGGUGGUCAGGUCUGAGACGGUGCCGCCAACCGUUCGAGCCGCAUUCGCCCAGCUGCUGGAGCACUGUCACCUCAACGUGGCCCCCCUCCUUCCGCGGCCUCCCGUCAGGUACGUCAGGCUCAAAGACGAUGACGACGAAGACACCUGCGACAGCAGUAGUGACGACGUCGAUGACGGCGAUCAGUCAUCCUUCUCGGGAAGAGGAAAAGGCCGAGCCAAUGAACGAAAGGACAGCGCAAACCCGGUAGACCAGGGAGUGCCUGCUGUAGAUGCCGCCGAAUCCGCCGAGGGAAAGAGUGAAGACACGAGGAAGAUCGACGAGGGCGAGGAGCAACGCGAACACCUCAGAGAGGCUCUCGAGGCGUUCGUCAAGAAGCACACCCGACCUGGUGGUACGCUGCAAAUCGACCAAUGGAACUCCGGGCAAGAUGGUUCGCUCCGUGGCCACAAGCUAGCUCCCACACUGCGCCAGAAGCAGCUGCAGCGGCAGCGGCGGCCGUCGGCCUCCGGCAACGGCUUCUCCAGGCCCGACACUACCCCAGCGCUAGCGGCGGCGUCUUCCGCGACAUCAGUUCACACACACAUGCACGCGCCGCCGCUGUCGGCGAUGUCGAAAGCCCUGCAGCUGACGGAGAACCUCAAGCUCCUCGGCGCGGUGCUGUCGCUGCUGCGCCUGACGCUCGACCUCCUGGGUAGGCAGCCCUUGGGCACUGACCCGUCCGCGGAGCUGUUUAGACGGCUGUGCUCGCUGCUGGAGUUCUUGGAGGACGUACAUGAGAUGCGGAGCGAGUUUUUGGCGGCAGGAGGGGCUAGGGGCGACGCGGGAGGAGGAGGAGACGAGGAUGCUGUGGGCAUAACGGACACAGAGGUGUCCGUGAUGCGAGUUCUGACGCUUCUGCUGGGGCACGAGCUCGACAAGCAGCUCGACAAGGUCUUAUGGCUGGCACGGAAGUACGACGAAAACGAAAACGCCUUUCGUUUCAGUUUCGACGCUUCCACGAACAAGAUGGUUGCGACCUACAAGGGCAAGGACAUCUGGUCGCUGGUGCGCAACAGUGGCGGCGCGGGCCUUGUGGCUGGCAAGGAGGGUGAGAUGAACACGCACAACCUCCCCAACCUCUCCGGAACGCUGUUGAGGCUGGCGGUAGCGGGUCAGGAGAGCGGGAGGGCGGGCGGCCCGACAUUGACAGCCCGGUCUUUCGCGCUCCUGUUUCGGAUCAGCGACCAGGGAAACCAGUUGGCUCGAGAGGCCCGCAAGGUCACGCAGCUCACCGGCCGUGCGGCCUCCGAGACGCACCGUGGCCUCACCCGCGCCGUGAUGGCGCUCCGAGCCUUCUCGCGCCGUCGGGCCGGUCGACCCGCAAUGCUGGCAGACGCGGUCGGCAACAGCAACGGGAGAAACGUGCCUCUUGGUGGGCCGUCGGAGCGUCUGGCGGCACCAUCGCCUCCGCCCCCCCCGACAACGACGAAGCCUCUUCACCGUAAGGGUGCCGGCGAAAGCGGCGUUCCGGUUAAGGUGAGACCGACAGCAGCGGCGAGGGGAGGAGUGGACGGCGGUACCGGCGCAUCACCUUCAGAUGAGGCAGGUGCCGACGUUGCCAGAGCACGGAGCCUUUCGGCCAUAUUUGCAGCGGCACCACCACGACUAGUACCGGCCCAAUCUGGACAAGAUGCGCCAGCGGCUGCGGUGUCGGCGGCGCCGACGGGGCUCGGGACCGACCUGAUCUCCGCCUUGCAGGCGCCUUUGCUGGCAUCGUCGCCGCUGAACCGGCCGCUGUCGACCGACAGCAUCAGCAGCGCCGAGGAGGAACCGAACGCGGGAGGCAACGUCGAAGACGGCGCCGCCGCUAACAGUGUCGGUGUCCGCAGCAGCAGCAGCAGCAGCAGCAGCAGCAGCAGCAGCAGGGGUAGCAGCAUCAACGACGGGAGCCCCUUGAUCGAGGCGUGGGCGGCGGCGGCGGCAGAAGAAGCCGCGGCGAAGUCAGCGGCGCUGAAGGCCUCCGUGGCCGCGGAAGACGCCGCGCAGACCGAGGAAAAGAGUGUCAGCGAGGCCCUCGGGGAGGUGCGCCGGGCGCUCAAGGCCGGGCGGGAGGACGCCGACGGCGCGCAAGCGGAGGUGGAGCGAGUGGCGGCUGGGGUGGGGCUUCCCGCGGCCCUUCUCGGGGCGCUGAGGGCUCUGAGGAGGGAAGAUGACGCUGGUGCUGGCGCCAGUGGAAGCGGGGGCAGUAGCUGGCUGAGCUUGGCGAAAGAGGGGCCGAGCCCGGACCUCCGGCGUUUCCUGUUCUCCAACUUCUCCUUGCUCUUGUCUUUCCUCAACGUUGGCGCCCCCGCGCCAACGGCUGCAUCGUCGUCCCAGCAAGCUGUUGUGGUCGGCGGCGGUGGUGGUGGUGAUGGUCGCAGCGGUGGCCGGCGGCUGUUCUUCGCCAGCCCCGUGGCUCGUCUAAUGGGCGAAGUGGUCAACCAGGACUACCUGCUGGCGACGAGCGUUUCGGAGGAGCAACUGACUCAGCUUACGAUGGCUGCGACUCGGAGCAGGGAAGCCGACCUUCUGGUGCUACUUCAGAAGCUCGUCACGUGCAACGGAGCGCCUGUCCACAACAUGCAACGACGCGUGCUGGUUUCUUUGCUGCGAGAGCUUAGUCGUACAGACUACCACGACGCCUUCGGGUGGGAUGAUCUCCGCCCGCCGCCGCAGCCCCCCGCUAGCCGUCCCCAACCUCACCCGCGGGUACAACACCGGCGGGCAGGGUCGAGUGGUCACGACAACAGCGACCUGCCUCGCUACAGCCCCGAUGAUGGUGACGGCAGUACUCCUCCUCUUCUUCCCGUUACUUGUACGCUACUUCGCUCGCCACCGGCGCCGGUGCCGGCCGACGAUCACCGAACAAGAGCCGGAGGGGGCAAGCAAACGCCGGCGCUCGGAGAGACUACUCCUGGGAGCUCCGCCGCGGCGGGGGCUGGUUGGAGCGGAGACGGUGGUGGUUCGGGCAGUCGUGAUCACUCCGGCCAGCGCACCGCUCGCGAAGAAGCGCAAUCGACGCACGAGCAGGAGAGCCGUUGGCGGCGCUGGGGGCGCGUUGAGGACUCGGCUACAAGCGGGCUUGGGUUCAUGUCCGCUCUGCAGCGAGCCCUCAUCCUAGAGCAGCGGCAGCAAGAAGCGGAAGCCGCUGACGACGGCGGCAGCGGCUACGACCGUGAGGAUGGUUGGAGAGGGGAAGGGGACCGGGCAAAGAGGGAGGCGGGUGGCGAUAGGCACGCGCUGGAGCUCUUGAGCGUUAUCGCUGCCUGUUGCGAUGGCAAGAACCACUUCACGGAGGUCCAGUGCCGCUCCAUGGUCUCCCUUGAAGAGCUCGUAACCCUGGUAACCCGCGGGGCGCCGGGAGACGCUUUGUCUGGGCGCGGACGCGGCGGCGAAUCCGUCGCCUGUGGUGCCGUUUCCUCUCCAGAAUCGAAGGAGCACGAGGUGGGUGACGGCAGGAUCAGCGUGAGAGAGGUUGGUAGGAGGGACACGGGUGACGAGUCUGCUGAAGAAAAGCGGGCCCAGGAGGAGGAUGACGGUGGCAUGGAAGAACAGAAGCAGUCCCUGCCGCAGCGCCAGCGAGACAGCAACGGUGACAACGGUGACGACAACGGUUCGUCUGUGACGGCAGCGGUGCCGGGGGCACCGCAGUCGGUGGGAGCGGCACAAUCGCCCUCCGCGUCCGAAGAACCGGGGCUGCCGCUUCGAGGCGACAGGCUUCCGUCCAACUCGUCUCUUGUAGGCGCGUCGACGAACUCGUGGUUUCGGGAUCGGCCAGAAGACAGCGGCGCCGGUAGGGGCGGCGGGGCCGGAGCAGAGGGCGGAGGCGGCGGCGAGCGGCCCCUCCCGGCCGGAGUGAGGUGGGCGUUCAUGUGGCUGCUGGACUCCGUGUUCUUCAACGUGAAGGAGCCGGUGGAGGGGCUGGAUCGACACCCGGUCGUGCACGCGCUGCUAGAAAACCUCCUCACGACGGCGCAGUUCUGCGUGAGGGUGCCGGCGAGCAAGCGAUGGGAGAACGAAGAGAUCGACUUCAUCAUCUCUACGGCUGUCCCCCUCCUCCACAACUUCUUUGACGGGUGCUGGCGAGACCCCCUGCCGUUCGUCGCGAAGACCGCGGUCAUGCUCGUCUCCACGCUUGCCGUCCUCUUCUACGCCCUCGCGGAGGACGUGAGGUCCUUGGCUGAGGACGCCGGCCUAAAGUGGCGCUGGCAGAAGGUCGACGGUAGCGAAGUGGACGAAGGGAUCUGGGAAGGGGACUGCGACAAGGAGACGAAGUCUAGGCUGGAAUGGCGCAAGCGAAAGCUGCGGUCGCUCCGCGACCUGGUGUUCGAGCUGUACCUGUCGGGGGACCGGCGAAAGCGAGACCUCUUCUCGCUGUUCUGCGCGGAGCAGCGCCGGCUAGAGGUGGACACCACCGGCGGCAGCGACGGCGGUAGUCGCGGGGGGAGAGGGGACGUGGGAGGCGGCGAUAGUGACUCCACCGGCAACGGCGCCCGCGGCAGAGGCGGUGCCCGUGGCAGCAGCGAGGACCGCUUUAACGACCUGAUGGUCGUGAUACAGAAUUUGGCCAGGAUUGCGGAGGACUCAGAAACGUCCGGGAGUGAUUCGGCGCUGGGGGACAGCGAAGCCGACCACCACUACCAGCAGCAGAUGGAGGGCGGUGGGAAGGCGGGAAGGCCACGCGGCAGCUCGAGGGAGAUGUCAGAAGCGCUGGCGAGAGCGUACUGGAGCACCUCCGGUGAUGGCGCCACAGUCAGGGGAAGCCGGACCUUCUCGCGGACGGCCAACAUGCUGUCUGUUCGGAUGACCUCCAGCGGCGGCAGCAAAGGCUUCUUCCGGGACAAGGGGAACGCCGGGGAGGACACCUGGCAGUCUCUUCGGGCGUCCGCGCCGGACCUGCAUCCGCGCCUGCCAAGUCAGUGGACGACGAGCAACGCAAUCAGCGAAGUCGACCCGUCGCCGUCGCCGCAGAAGGCUGUCGGCCCCGGCGGCAGCAGCAGCGGCAGGAUCGACAGCAUUCGGAGUGGCGGCGAGGGCAUCAACGACAGCUUUCGAAGUCGCGGCGCCAGCGGGAGGCGCCUGUUGCGGAACGUCAGCGGAAGUGGUGUUGGGGGCAGCGGUGGCGGCGGCGGCGGCGGCGGCGGCGGCGGCGGCAACAGCAAUAACGGCAGCAUCAGCGGCAGCAUCCACCACAGCCGCUCAUUCAGCACGGGCAGCGACCGCGGCCUCGGCAACCACCAUCGACCCAACAGCGGCGACCUCGCCCCGGAACUAACCACGGCACCGUCGGAGGGAUGGGCGGCGACGGUGGCAGCAAGCGCCUUGUUGAAUGCCGCUGGUCGGUCCAACAAGUCCAUGUGUUCCAUCCGUCGCGAGGGUUUCGAAGGGGGUCCAGGCGGGGGCCCAGGCGACAUGGGGAGCAGAGGAAGCGCGUCGAGGUUCUCGUCGUUCAGAGUCGGAAGGAAAGACUCUGGCCCGGCCGGCGAUCGGGGGGGCGGAACGCCCAGGCUGCAACUCAACGAGCACGGGGUCCUCCCUCUUCUUGAGGCGAGCGUGACGGGGAGCGGUGAGCUCGAGAAGCUUGUCUCGGACCUCCAACAGGUGACUCGCUUGUUGCUAUUUCUCGGUGGCAUGCUCGCGUUGUGUACCUGCGUACGACCGGCCGGCGGGGGCAGACGUUGUUCAGGGCGCGACUUGGAACCGACAGCGGGAAAAGGCUGA